AUGGCCCAUUACGUCGCUCCCGAAACACCUUACGAGCAGCAUCUCGCCAUCAAUAUCCGCACGGCGACACCGCCAUGCAACGAUACCGAGAGCGCGUGGUAUGGCAAACCGACGCAGCCGGGUCCGCUCUCCCCGAUCACAGAUGCCGACUCUUCUACCAGCGACGCCGCAGGUCCCACUUACAGCCCCGUCGACAGCUUAGCACCUGCUAUGCCGAACGUGUCGUUCGCCCCGGCCCCCGACUGGCUUUCACCACAUUCCCUAGAUCCACGCCUGCCAGGUCCCUCGGCGCGUCGAAAUCGAAGCGUCAGUGACCCUCCCCCAUGCUCUCCCCAGGACAAUUAUCCUCCAAUGGGUCGCGCACGAGCGUCGACCGUCACAAAUCGUAUACCGUUCCCCGAACCCCAAAUUCCUGGCUCGAGCUUACGCUCUGACGCUCACAACGCUCCCUACCUCCCGAAUCCUUCGUAUCCCACCAUGGGGCCUUCGCCGUACCCAUCGCUUCGCCAACAACCUCAACAAAGUAUGGCCUACGCUAACCUGGGCGGCCUGUACUACCCUCCCGAUGACGACUUGACGCCGACGAACUUGUACCCCGAGUCGUCCGCAAUGCCGUCGCGGACUGGGGUGUCCUCGAGCGCGUAUGGAAUCCUCCCUUCAAAUGAUGCAAUGACGCCCACCUUCGACAAUUACGCUCAUUACCCCAACGUCGCUACGCCCUCGCCCAUGCCGCCGUGGAACAUGGACGUGCCCGCGCCGUCGGUUGUUCCGCCCUCAAGCGAGCUCGACGUCGACGGCGUCGCGCAGACGACCACAUGGUUCUCCAGAUUCGACCUCAGCUCGCGAUCAUCGAGCGCAAGCUCCAUGAGACAGCCCGCACCGAGCGCGCAUGGAUAUAAUGACUCGGCUGCGUAUGCUGGCGGCGCGUCAUCCAGCUCGGGCCUCGUCGAGGGGCCAAGCCGCACGGCGACCAAGGUCGAGCGUGGGCAGAUCGGGACGGAGGCGAUGACGCGUAAAUCCGACCAGCGGCGGAAGCACGACGCCAAGUUUCAUUGCCCAAAGCCGGGCUGUUUGAAGUCGUUCACACGAAGCCACAAUUUGCGCAAUCACCUCCGUUCGCACGAGCAGAAGAAGGCCUUCCCCUGCCCUAUGUGCGCCCUGCGUUUCAACAACCCAGGCGUGCGCGACUACCACAAGAAACGCUGUCGGGGUGCUGCCUCGCGCGAGAUAGAUUAG
Molecule: messenger RNA, 1236 nt
Organism: Schizophyllum commune H4-8
Lineage: Eukaryota; Fungi; Basidiomycota; Agaricomycetes; Agaricales; Schizophyllaceae
Exons: 5
Coding region: 1-1236 (411 amino acids)
Source: RefSeq, a predicted model, not a curated record